GCAGUAUCAACACCGUCUACGGAGUACGGAAAAAGCUCCAGCAUUCUCGCCUGCAUCCCCCGGCACCCCCCUGCCCCCACUCUCUCUCUCUCUCUCUCUCUCUCUAAAAACAUCACAGAAGAAAACAGUACACAGACUACAUCACCGUCAUCGCCAUUUCCCAUCACUUCAAACUCUCUCUCUCUCUCUCUCUCUAGAAUUUUCUGUCUUUCUCUCUCAGUUGCAUGGCCUCCAGUGGCAAAACCAAGACGCACCACCACCAAGGCGCCAACGGAGCUGCCAAUGGCUACAGCAGCGACGGCAGUUCUCAGAGCCCGCCUCCGUCGCCUCGCCGUCAGUGCCGUCGCCGGCGCCUUCCCUACCAAAAACUCCACUCCUUUCCCCGCCGGGACAGUUUUCUCGCCGGAAUAAUCCUCCGGCGGGGCCUACGGUAUUUGCUGUUGCUGUCUCUGCUCUAUGUCUUGGGCCUGAUCAUGUGCCUCUGCCCCUUCUCUUCGCUAAUGCAUCCCCGUUCUCUUCCCGGCUCGCUCUACCGAAGCCACGAGAUCUUCCACAAGCUUUGGGAUGAUAUUCAGUCCGACAAUUCGUCCUUCAUUGAGUUGUCCUCUGUAUGGAAAUAUAAGAGGAAGCUGAAAGAGCAGAAGCCUUGCCCAAAAACAACUGGCCAAAGAUCUGGGUCUUCUGCACUCAAUCACUAUUUGGUUGUUGAAGCUAAUGGUGGCCUUAAUCAACAGCGCUCCUCAAUCUGCAAUGCUGUGGCUGUGGCUGCACUUUUGAAUGCGACUCUGGUCAUCCCUCACUUUGACUUUAACAGUGUUUGGAGAGAUCCAAGCCAGUUUAGUGAUAUUUAUGAUGAAGAGCAUUUCAUAAACAGCCUUGGGCAUUAUGUGGAAGUAAUUCGUGAGCUACCUGAGGAAUUGAUGAAAUUGUACGAUUUCAACAUCAGUAGUAUACCUAGUCUCCGUGUCCAAGCUUGGGCUACAGCAAAAUAUUACUUGGAAGAGGUGUAUCCUGUCUUGAGUGAGCAGCGAGUUAUUCGUAUUGCUCCAUUUGCAAACAGAUUGGCAAUGAAUGUUCCACCUGAUAUUCAAUUCUUAAGAUGCCUAGCCAAUUAUGAAGCGCUGAGAUUCUCUCUUCCAAUUUCCACACUUGCAAAGAAAAUAAUCAAUCAAAUGAUAGAUAAGAGCUCAAGUAAUGGUGGGAAGUAUGUCUCCAUCCACCUUCGAUUUGAGGAGGACAUGGUUGCCUUCUCAUGCUGUUUGUAUGACGGAGGUGAGGCAGAAAAAAAGGAAAUGGAUGCUAUAAGGGAAAAGGGUUGGGGAGCGAAGUUCAAACGCAAAGCACAUCUCAUUGCACCUGGUCUCAAUCGGAUCAAUGGAAAAUGCCCUAUGACCCCUUUGGAGGUUGGUAUGAUGCUGAGGGGUAUGGGCUUUUCCAACAAUACUCCAAUUUAUUUGGCCUCUGGGAAAAUUUACCAGGCUGAGAGAAAUUUAGCUCCUCUAUUGAAGAUGUUUCCCUAUUUGGAGACCAAGGAGUCCCUUGCUGCCCUUGAUGAGCUUGCUUUAUUUGAGGGAUAUUCUUCAAGGUUAGCUGCUCUGGACUAUAUGGUAUGCUUGUAUAGUGAGGUGUUUGUCACAACUCAAGGUGGAAAUUUCCCGCACUUUCUAAUGGGUCAUCGAAGAAUCAUGUACAAUGGGCAUGCUAAAACCAUCAAGCCUGAUAAAAGCCAGCUUGCUUUUUUAUUACAGGACACCAACACAAGUUGGAAGACUUUCAAGGAUCAAAUGGAAGCGAUGCUAGCUGAAAGUGAUCGCAAGGGGAUAAUGGUACCUAGAGUUAGAAGAAGCAACAGAAAAGCAUCUAUUUUCACAUACCCUCUGCCUGAAUGCAGGUGUCUGUGGGAAUCAAAAAACUCAACACUUGAAUCGGCCCAAUCUUUCCACCUGCCCAAAAGCUGACCCCGUCUAGUUAUACAGAACAAAAACUUAUCAAACUACUAUGCUUGUUGACACAGUUAUGUACAUCCCAGUACAUUUUCCCAGAGCUCAAGUUGCCUUGGCUUCUUCAUGUGCCGUUGCCACCAACUACGCAAUACGUUGACAUAGCGACACAUUAGUGGCAAAGGCAAUGGGGGGUUUUGAAGUUUGAUCACCAGCAGAGAGUUGCCUCUGCAGAAUUCUUCUCAUCACUGCAGUCCGAAGAACCUUAUCUCUGCUUCCGGUGCCAUUGACUGAUGCCUUAAGAGGCACUUAAAUCCUUUUGAGCUGAGGACAUUACUUUUGAGUCUGUAUCUGAGAGCUUGGAGUAGUCGGAAUUGGACAUUUAGACAUUGGGUUGAUUUAGCUAAACCGCCAACAAUCUCAAGAUUAUGGACGAUUCAUUUUUUAUUUUUUGAAGUUCCUUGUCUGGGAAAUUUUUGAGCGUGAAAAAUUAGAAUUUCAGCUGUGUUUUCAAUUGCUGAUUGUGUAAGCUGAUGGUAAUGUUUUUGGAUUGCCAAGAACUUCAGUUAUCUGUGUGAAGUUUUAUCGAAAGAAUACUUCCGUGCAGCCGAGUUGCCAUUCCUUCUGUUUCUGAUU
Messenger RNA from Diospyros lotus (date-plum), 2576 nucleotides. Its product is annotated as O-fucosyltransferase 10-like. Lineage: Eukaryota; Viridiplantae; Streptophyta; Magnoliopsida; Ericales; Ebenaceae. The transcript has 10 exons. The record is from RefSeq and is a predicted model, not a curated record. The coding region runs from base 225 to 1958 and encodes 577 amino acids.